Molecule: messenger RNA, 2079 nt
Organism: Cajanus cajan (pigeon pea)
Lineage: Eukaryota; Viridiplantae; Streptophyta; Magnoliopsida; Fabales; Fabaceae
Source: RefSeq, a predicted model, not a curated record
CAUUUUUUGGUGUCAGAGUGAGUGGUCUUUUACUGAUUCUUAGUUCAGCUAGUAAAACAGCAUAUCUAAUUUUGGGUGAUUCUGACCGUAAGCCAAACCCGUUUACUUUAAGAGACUACACUCGGCUUCGGUGGGAUCCAUUUGAACUGGAUUCAACCCACUUUCUACAAAACUUCAAAUGCAUUGUGAAAAUAAUAGUUACUUAACACCAACCGACACUUUUUAAGGCAAAUUAUAAGCAAACAAAUUAAUUAAAACACCAUUCUCUUGAAAUAAGUCUAAUUAAUGCUCACAAAUUUUGUUUCACCCUUUUCUCAAUGGGUUUUGUUUUGGGGGUUACCGGGUUAGUGUUAAUAAAUUAUGAUUUAUGAAACCAUACACCGUGUGGAACGAAACAUUCAGUGUGGAGAAACAUAACUGAAGGUAGAGAAGAUCUGAGAAGAGAAACCGUGAUCGAACACUUCAAUAACUGUUACCGUUACUUGUUGUUCCGAAUUUCGCUUCUGGUGUGAACAGGCGUUUGUUGAAAAGGGACGGUUCCCGUAACAUUGCAAGAUAAGGGGGGGCUUGGUGGGUCUUCUUCUGUUGCCACCAACGAACCACAGAAGCUUGAGGUGAGGAAGAAGGAGAAUGUCUAUGAAGAGCAAGGGAGGAGGUUUAGAACUGAGUUCUAGGAAUUUUCUACAUAGGAAAUGGGCUCUUCUGCUUUGUGCGGCAAGUUUCUGUGCUGGAAUGUUGUUCACCAAUAGGAUAUGGUCAAUGUCUGAAUAUAAAGAAUUUUCAAGGACUUCUAGUGAGAUUGAAAGAAUAAAAUUAAACUCCGAGGAUUGUAAUCUAAAUCUAGUUGUAAGGCCAAACUCCAAUUACAGUCAAGUGGAAGUUUCAAAUACACGGAAUGUUGUCAACAAUGUUGUCAAGAAACCGAGGAAGUCAGAGACAGUUGAUUCAACUGCAAGGAAAAAAUAUUUCAUGAUUAUAGGCAUCAAUACAGCUUUUAGUAGCAGAAAGCGAAGAGAUUCUGUUCGUGCAACAUGGAUGCCACCAGCUGAGGAAAGAAAGAAGUUAGAGGAAGAAAAGGGCAUAGUCAUACGAUUUGUUAUAGGUCACAGUUCUACAUCCGGUGGCAUUCUUGACAGAGCUAUUGAAGCAGAGGAGAAGCUUCAUGAUGACUUUUUGAGGCUGAAUCACGUUGAGGGCUACCUAGAACUAUCAGCUAAGACAAAGACCUACUUUUCAACUGUUGUUGCCUUGUGGGAUGCAGAGUUUUAUGUCAAAGUUGAUGAUGAUGUUCAUGUGAAUUUAGCAACGCUUGGAUCGACUCUGACUAUGCACCGUACAAAACCUCGGGUGUAUAUUGGGUGCAUGAAAUCUGGUCCUGUCCUUGCACAGAAGGGAGUGAAAUACCAUGAACCAGAAUACUGGAAGUUUGGAGAGGUGGGAAACAAGUACUUCCGUCAUGCUACGGGACAACUAUAUGUCAUUUCACAAGAUUUGGCUUCGUAUAUAUCAAUAAAUCAGGAGGUGCUGCAUAAAUAUGCUAAUGAAGAUGUCUCAUUGGGAUCUUGGUUUAUUGGUUUAGAUGUGGAUCAUGUUGAUGAUAGGAGAAUGUGUUGUGGCACACCCCCCGAUUGCGAGUGGAAGGCGCAGGCCGGUAACAUCUGCGUGGCUUCAUUUGAUUGGAAAUGCAGUGGAAUCUGCAGGUCUGUUGAGAGGAUGAAAGAAGUUCACCAGCGUUGUGGAGAGGAUGAAAACGCAUUGUGGAGUGCAACCUUCUAAGCUAAAGAAUAUGAAUGGUGCAUGCAGGCUAUAAUAUACACGUAAGUAAGUAUGAGAGUAGUAGGAUAAUAUUAAUAUAGAUAGGUGUAGCUGCUAUUUGCUAUCAUAACUGAGGAGAUAACCCUUCUGCAGCCAAAGAGAAUGAAGAAGAGAAGAGUAUAGUAGCAACCAACCAACCCAUUCUUUUGUUAAGUGGCUGGAGGCCUUUGUAAUUUGUAUUCUAGUUCUCUGCCACGUCUAACGCUUGUUAAUAAUUACUUGUGUCUUUUAUUACAAGUUUAAUAUUAUAUUUUUAUUUGUUUC